Molecule: messenger RNA, 1299 nt
Organism: Myxocyprinus asiaticus (Chinese sucker)
Lineage: Eukaryota; Metazoa; Chordata; Actinopteri; Cypriniformes; Catostomidae
Gene: atg10
Product: ATG10 autophagy related 10 homolog (S. cerevisiae)
Exons: 8
Coding region: 295-1035 (246 amino acids)
Biological process (GO): protein lipidation; protein modification by small protein conjugation; macroautophagy
Cellular component (GO): intracellular anatomical structure
Molecular function (GO): Atg12 transferase activity
Source: RefSeq, a predicted model, not a curated record
AGUCACGCUGCAACAAUGUAAAAUGUCAGACAGUCUGCGUUAUAGAAAUUGCAACAAAGUAACAUGUAUUCCAGUUACCACAGCAACGUUACAGCUGACGUUAUAAAUAGCUACUCUUGAGUGCCAGGCACGGUUGAAGUGACACGAGAACUGAUGCUCAUACUGCAUUUUCGUUCGCUGUAGUAUUCGAGUUCAGCUCCAAUGAGAUGCAAUAUAACGCUGUUCCCUGAAUACACGUUUCAGAAACUGUAGGUCUGAUACAGACUAUUAAGUUUCAGAAGGUUGCUCUCAUACAUGAUUUUUAGAUUCAGAUGCUCACCAAACCGGCUGACCUAUGAAGAUGUGAAUAAAUGGAUGGCAGGUAAGAGAAAUUCUGCACCGUUUACACAUUACCUGGAUGACAGGACCUUCCAGCUUUGCUGCCAGCUCUUUUUACAACACUCUGAGACCAUCCAGGAUGGCUGGUGCUGGGAGCAGAUCAAGGGGACUGAUGAAGGCUUCAUGAAGAAGAUUGUUCUCAUUCCUGUAAGAUCAACCAUAUUACACAAUCAACAUGGAUGUUCCAUACAGGCAGAAAACAUGGACCCGCUAACAGAGGAAAUCCAGGCAAAUGUUGAGGAUGAAACGGCUGGAGUUCAGGCAGUAUGUGAGAAUCAUGCUGCGCUACGCUAUGAAUACCACGUUCUAUAUUCUUGCAGCUAUCAGAUCCCCAUCCUCUAUUUCAGAGCCUCAAUGUUAGAUGGAAGGUCCCUGUCUCUUGAGGAGGUGUGGAGCAACGUUCAUCCAAACUACAAACAGAGACUAUUGCAUGGACCAUGGGACACUCUAACCCAACAGGAACAUCCUUUACUGGGCCAGCCAUUUUUCAUGCUUCAUCCAUGUCGCACUGAGGAGUUUAUGAAACCUGCUCUGGAUUUGGCACAUGUGGAAAACAAGAGGGUGAAUUACAUAGUGACCUGGCUGAGUGUCGUGGGACCUGUCGUCGGCCUGGACGUCCCUCUGAGCUACAGCACGGCUGUGUCUGCUCCAGACUGAACCUUCAUUGCGCCAACAUCCGGAGGUCAACCACACUCUCCCUGAUGAAACCAGACUGUACUGACCCUGAGGAUGUUUAGGGGACACCUCUGAACCUGCUGAGGAGCCAAAGAGGGGCCAAAAGUCUUGUUAGCAAUGCUUGAAAAUGUUUUAUAUUCUCAGGACGUCAGGUCUUUGAUCGAUUAAGUUCAUGGGCUAGCUCAGGACUGCUCUUAUAGAGUAAAUUAAGAAUGAUUAAGAAUAAUAAACUGUGCAGGAAUGAUA